GGAGAGCUGAGCCCCCCACACACGGAGAGACGGCUCUGACUGGGGGCACAUACUAUCGCAGUCGGGGGCAGAUUCCCCAUUCCGACAUGGAGCGUCUCCUGCUGCUUCUGUUCCUCUCCCUCCCGGCGCCAACCCGAUCCGACUUCCUGGUACCGGGAAUCCAGAACAUUCAGAAAAGAAGCCUCCAUGAUCCCUCGGAUGACAUAGAGAUUUACAGUGUCAAUAUCCAGAGUCAAAUCACUUCUCGCUUCGCCCACAAUGUCAUCACCAGCCGAGCCGUGAAUCGCGCCGACCAAUCCCGAGAGGUCUCCUUUGAUGUGGAUCUGCCCAAAACUGCCUUUAUCACCAACUUCACCAUGGUCAUCGAUGGAGUCACUUACCCCGGGGUGAUUAAGGAGAAGGAAGCGGCCAAGAAACAGUAUGAGAAAGCCGUGUCCCGGGGGCAGUCAGCUGGGCUUGUCAGGGCCUCGGGCAGGAAGACGGAGAAGUUCACGGUGUCGGUGAAUGUGGCCCCACAGAGCAAAAUCACCUUUGAGCUGAUCUACGAGGAGCUGCUGAAGCGCAAUCUGGGCAAAUACGAGAUGUUCAUCAAAGUGCGCCCCAAAAAGCUUGUCCAAAGCUUCCAGAUUGAUGUGGAUAUUAAUGAGCCCCAAGGAAUCAGUUUUCUGGAUGCCCAGGGAACCUUCAUGACCAAUGAUUUGUUGCCCCUCGUCCACAAGUCUUUCUCUGGAGAAAAGGGACACGUCUCCUUCAAACCCACCAUUGACCAACAGCGUUCCUGUUCCAACUGCAGCACGACUCAGCUGGACGGGGAUUUCACCGUCACCUAUGAUGUCAACAGGGAGACCCCCGGAAAUAUCCAGGUCGUCAAUGGAUACUUUGUGCAUUUUUUUGCCCCCUCCAAACUGAAAGAGGUCCCCAAAAACAUCAUUUUUAUAAUAGACAGAAGCAUUUCCAUGAUUGGCCUCAAAAUGCAGCAGACUAAAGAGGCUCUGCUGAAGAUCCUGGAUGACGUCAAGGAACACGACCACUUCAACUUUGUCAUAUUCGACUGGGGGGUAGAAAUCUGGGAACAGUCACUAGUGAAAGCCACUCCGGAAAAUCUCAACAGAGCAAAGGAAUAUGUCAGGAACCUUUAUCCUAAAGGCUGGACGAACAUUAACGAUGCUCUGUUGAGCGCUAUCUCAUUACUGGACCAAGCCCAUGAUGCCAGGAGCGUCCCUAAGCGCAGUGCUUCCCUCAUUAUCUUCAUGACGGAUGGGCAGCCCAGUACUGGGGAAAGAAACCUGGACAAGAUCCAAGAAAAUGCCAGGAAUGCCAUCCGAGGCAAAUACUCCCUGUACUCUCUGGGCUUCGGGGUGGGAGUGGAUUACCCUUUCCUGGAGAAGUUGUCCUUGGAGAAUUCGGGGGUCGCUCGGCGCAUUUAUGAGGAAUCAGACGCAGCGCUACAAAUGGAGGGAUUUUAUGACGAGGUGGCCAACCCCACCCUGAUGGACAUCGAGCUCCAGUACCCCGAGAACGCCAUUUCCGAUGUGACGCAGAACAAGUUCAAACAUUACUUUGAUGGAAGUGAAAUCGUAGUGGCUGGACGCAUCACCGACAAUGAUCUGAACUGGCUGACGGCUGAUGUGACUGCUGAAGGGGAGGAGGACACGCUGAACUACACCCACAGCGCAAAAGUGCAGGAAGAAUCCGAAGCCGUGGAACAGCAGCAAUAUAUCUUUGGCGACUUUACCGAGAGACUCUGGGCCUAUCUCACUAUUCAGCAACUGCUAGAGAAACGCAUUUCUGCGCCAGCCAAUGAGAAGGGGAACCUAACUGCCCGGGCCCUGGCGCUGUCGCUGAAGUAUCAGUUUGUGACCCCCCUGACAUCGAUGGUGGUCACUAAACCCGAGGAGAAGACCGGGGAGGAGGAGGCCAUGAUUGCUGAUAAGUUUGUGGAAGGACAAGAAUCCCAGGCCCAGAGCUCGUAUUCAGCCCCCCGGGUCGGGAGCAGCUACUCAGCCCCGCGCUACUCCCCACCUCCCACAUCAUUUGUGGAUUCGGACCCCCAUUUUAUCAUCCGAGUUCCUGAGAAGGAAGAUGCCCUUUGCUUUAAUAUCCAAGAGACUCCUGGGGCGGUUCUGAACCUCAUAUCGGACCCAGAAUUAGGAAUCGCAGUAAAUGGGGAGCUGAUUGGGAAGAAGGAACCCGGGAACGUGGCGCCCACGGAGACGUAUUUUGGGAAAAUCGGAAUUGUCAUCACUAAACUGGAUGUGAGGCUCGAGGUGACGGCCCAGGGGGUCACGGUACUGAGUGGGGCAAGGAACGUGGCACUGACCUGGCAGGAAGAUGUCACCCUCACUGAGGAGGGCUUUAAUCUGCAAGUGAACAAGAUGGAGAAUGCGCUGCUGUCCAUGGGGGACGGGGCCACAUUCAUCAUUGUGCUCCAUCAGUUCCGCAAGGGGGACCCCCUGCACCGAGACUUCUUGGGGUUCUACACGCUGGACAGCCAUAGGUUCUCUGAGCGAGUGCACGGCCUGCUGGGACAAUUUUUCCACGGAGUCGACUAUGAGAUUUCCAACAUUCACAAAACUGCGGAUCCAGAAAAACCCGACGCCUCAAUGAGGGUGAAAGAUUCGCUGCUGACAGUCACACGGGGGUGGCAGAAGGAUUACAGUAAGGACCUGCAGAGCGGCAGCAGAGUGCAGUGCUGGUUCGUCCAUAACAACGGGCAGGGGCUGAUCGACGGAACCCACACGGAUUAUAUUGUCCCCGAUUUAUUCAGUGGGGUCUCUACAGAGUAACAACUGCCCCCUAUUAUAGGAAUGUUCCAUAUCCGGGGGGUGUAGCUUCAGUGCAACCCUCCUGCCCCACAUAAUAAAGAAUGAUCCGCCUCAGUACCCCCCCUAUAUUAUUCCUAUUGUCCUGUUGGGCAGAACCCCAAUAUUGCCCCACAUAAUAAAGAAUGAUCCGCCUCAGUACCCCCCCUAUAUUAUUCCUAUUGUCCUGUUGGGCAGAACCCCAAUAUUGCCCCACAUAAUAAAGAAUGAUCCGCCUCAGUACCCCCCGAUAUUAUUCCUUUUGUCCUGUUGGGCAGAACCCCAAUAUUGCCCCACAUAAUAAAGUAUGAUCCGCCUCAGUACCCCCCGAUAUUAUUCCUAUUUUCCUGUUGGGCAGAACCCCAAUAUUGCCCCACAUAAUAAAGAAUGAUCCGCCUCAGUACCCCCCCUAUAUUAUUCCUAUUGUCCAUUGGGCAGAACCCCAAUAUUGCCCCACAUGUAACUCAAUGCUAUAAAUAAACUCUGUAUAUAAACUCUG
Xenopus tropicalis (tropical clawed frog) is the source of this 3300-nucleotide messenger RNA. It is a transcript of the gene itih3, whose product is annotated as inter-alpha-trypsin inhibitor heavy chain 3. The coding region runs from base 87 to 2786 and encodes 899 amino acids. Gene Ontology annotation, cellular component: extracellular region. Gene Ontology annotation, molecular function: serine-type endopeptidase inhibitor activity. Gene Ontology annotation, biological process: hyaluronan metabolic process. The record is from RefSeq and is a predicted model, not a curated record. Lineage: Eukaryota; Metazoa; Chordata; Amphibia; Anura; Pipidae. The transcript is spliced from 24 exons.